GAAAAAUCAAGAAUAUAUAAAUGUAAAUUUGAUACAUACACGUGUAAAUGCGAAAUAUGUAGUUAAAUUUAGUAAAGUUGGGAAACUGAAAUAUUUUACGUGCAAAAUUUACUUUUGGAAAAAACUUUUCCUUACCAUGGAAGAUACCACAUCGUGAGUAAAGAUAGUAAAAUAAAAGAUGACUACGUAUUCCUUCUUUCUAAUGUGUAAAGAGAAUUUUUUAAAAGAUAACAAUCACCCAAAAACUAAAGCAAUCUGCAUUAGCUUCUUACCUUAAAUCAAUCACUUAUUAUUACCUAAAGUUUGACGAUAUUUUUCAUACACAUUCUCACCCAUCUCCAAAUUUUGCCGAAAUGUAUAUCUAUUUAUGCUCUUGUUUACCCUUUUUUUUUUACCAAUUCAUUAUUUCCGUGAAAUAAGUUAAAAUUAUUUUUUAACCGACACCAUUAGAUUCCUUAGUGUGGUAAGUUAAAAUUAUUUUUUUAACAGUUCAAAUUAGAAUAAGCGUUUACUUUGCCCAGACUCUUUCUGCCGAUUGAUUCUUAAACUUCACAUUUUCGCUUCUUUCUUCUUCAAAUCCAGAUACUCCGUCUUCUGUACACGUUCUUCCUCUUCUUCUUCCUCAGUUCUCACCCAUCCCUAUACACGCCUUCCUCUUUCUCUCUCACACACUCGCAUUUGUCAACUCCCAUUUCAAAGUCCCAUACAUUUUAUUAAACCAAAUCUCCCACAUUCGGCUUUUUGUUUUCCACUCUGAAUUCCUUUAGAUCUCGUUCUGAAAAACCCUUUUGAAACUCCGAUUUGUGUUUUUCUUUUUUUUUGAACUUCUGAACUUUAUUUGGAUACGAGAUUAGCCAAAACAAGGGAUAAAGAUUGUUCCUUUUUUGCAAGGACGACAAUGUCAGGGCUUCAGGUAUUCACCGUCGGUUUGUUUUUGGUGUUAUUGAAUGCGCCGGUAAUUCUCUGCGCAGAUCCGAAAUCCCCAAGUCCGGCUCCCGAAAACCCGGCCGCCGACGCCGGCGUCCCUUCGCCGUCGCAUCAGAACAAUGCUUCGUCUCCGGAACAUUCUCCUUCUCCGUCUCCAGCGGCGGAUAUUCACUCUCCUCCUGCUCCUCCUCCUGAUUUGACUCCAUCCCCUGCACCCGCUCCGGCAGCCAACGGCACUUCUCCGGUGAAUUCCCCUACGCCGACACCUUCCCCUGCCCCCGCCCCUGACGCUCCGAGCGAUGUGAGUCACGAGGAUGCCACCGCCGACGAUAGCCACGACGACAACGGAGGGAUGAGCGGCGGACAGAAGGCCGGAGUUGCCAUCGGAGUAAUUGCCGGGGUAUUCAUUGUCGGAGCCGGAGCGGUGGUUUACAAGAAGAGGCAGUCCAAUAUCCAGAGAGCCCAAUUCGGGUACGAUGCCCGGAGGGAGAUUCUCUAGAUUCUUUGCUAGAAGAAUGGGAGAAAAGAUAUACACUAUAUUUAGAAAAAAAAUACUGAGAUUUGAUUCUUCUACAUUGUUACAGAUUUAUGGUGGGUACUCUAUUAUUGGUAUAAAUCAUACGUAGAUUUUAUUUUAUUGCAUCAUUGCUGAUUGAUGAUUUAGAUCGGACAGAGGAGAUGAUGACGAUGAUGAGCAGGAGAUGAUCCAUGAUUUGUUUCAUUCUUUCUGUUUUUUUUUUUUUUUCUCUCUUUGCUAAUAAUAGUAAUGAGUUCAUUUUGUGUUUUGGAUGAUUGAUUUUUUGUUCAUUUCGAAUAAUCUUCGCCUACAUUGUUAUUUGGCUAUGAAUUUUGUUGAGAGAUUAUGCCUAUUUUGGUCAUGUUUAGUAGUGUACACGGAAUGAGUGUCGGAGUGAAUUCAAGAUUGUGAUUUUGUGAUAGUUCUGGUUUAUGAGUGAUGUGAAUGAAUUGACUGAGGUUCAAAAUGAAGUAUACUUCAUAGUUCAUACCAUUCAUAAAACACAAAUUAAAACUAACUUUAAUUUAGAUUUGUAUCUUGUAAAUAGACUGGUUGGAUUGAUUGUAUGGUACCAAAUCUUUGCUUGGGGUUGACACUUGAUUAAGUGUUAAAAGGAGUCAAAAUCAAGUUUGAGUGCUCUACAUGUUUGUACAUGUAUUCUUCCUAGGCCUAUUGAGGCUAUGGAAGUUUUAACGGGUGUUUGGUAGUUUUGUCUUUGCUUGCUCCAACUGGUGAAUAGGAAGGAUGGGGGCGGGGUUGGAAUCCAAAGAUCGUCGCAACUCGCAACAGUAUUCCGUCG
Molecule: messenger RNA, 2243 nt
Organism: Oldenlandia corymbosa var. corymbosa
Lineage: Eukaryota; Viridiplantae; Streptophyta; Magnoliopsida; Gentianales; Rubiaceae
Source: the annotation of a GenBank genome assembly